AUGCAGGUUCCUGCUAUUCAGCAGAAAAGAACUGUAGCAUUUCUAAACCAGUUUGUGGUUCACACAGUGCAGUUUCUCAACCGCUUUUCUACUGUUUGUGAAGAGAAAUUGUCAGCGCUCUCUCUCCGUAUCCAACAAAUUGAAACAACACUCAAUAUUUUGGAUGCAAAGUUGUCCUCUAUUCCUGGCCUAGAAGAUGUCAAAUUUGAAGUGUCCAGUGCAAAUAUGAAUAGUCUUACAAAUGGUCCUGUGGCACAAGGUACUACAGAUCAACAGACAGCUGUAUCACCUCAAUCUGGACAGAACAAUAUACAUGAAGAAGGGUUACAGAAAACGGAGGUAGUAACAGAAAAUGUCAGAACUGUGGCCAAGGAUCCAAGAUAUGCCAGAUAUCUCAAAAUGGUACAAGUGGGUGUUCCUGUAAUGGCAAUACGAAACAAAAUGAUUUCUGAAGGGCUAAAUCCAGACCUUCUUCAGACCCCAGAUGCCCCUGUGCCUGCCUGGGGAGAUGAUGGGAAUGCAGAAGACAGUUCUGAUAGUGAAUCUUCAUUUAGUGACUAAGAGACUGAUUUCGGCCUUUGGAAACCUCUGUUAAGUGCUAAUGUGUUUGGAGCUUUAGCAGACAGUGGUUUUGUGUGGGUCACAUGGGUGACGUGAUUUAUCUGACAGCAUUUUUAAGAGCUAAGAUCCUCCAUGUUCUCUCCCAGAAAGUUUGAACAGGCAGCGUAUUUCAACCUGAACCUUUCCACCGUGAAAAUCAGUCGUGAGAUCCUUGCAAUUUUUAUGCUGCAUCAUUUCAGAUUCCUUUCUGAUUCUUCUG
Aptenodytes forsteri (emperor penguin) is the source of this 820-nucleotide messenger RNA. It is a transcript of the gene WASHC3, whose product is annotated as WASH complex subunit 3. The coding region runs from base 1 to 561 and encodes 186 amino acids. Gene Ontology annotation, biological process: actin filament polymerization; exocytosis. The record is from RefSeq and is a predicted model, not a curated record. Gene Ontology annotation, cellular component: WASH complex. The transcript has 6 exons. NCBI's taxonomy places the organism in Eukaryota, Metazoa, Chordata, Aves, Sphenisciformes, Spheniscidae.